AUGCCGAGGCUCGCAAGACUCAACGUCGAGACGGCCAAGGGUCGAUCUCAAAGGUUGCGUCCCAGUCAAACGAGCGCAAAAGCGAACGCAAGCACAGGCACUACGCGGCAACCGCCAUCCACGCAAAGCGGCAACCAUUGCACAGCUUCGACCGGACACUCUCUCGAGACUGCCGUAGAUCUAGUGUCGCCUCCAACUUCGCCAACCGCACGGGCCGAUCCGGACGAUGAUCCCUCCAUCCUUCGCCGGCAGGCCUUAUCCAGCAGCGCUGCUGAAGCUGUCAGAGCGAGCGGGGCAGCCUGGCGAAAGCGGCAAGAAGCUCAAGCUGCCGCCAAGGCCUCUGAUGCUCAGUUCAGAAUGUUGCAUCGCCCUGCCGUCAAGCUGGAAGAGAACCUUUUGAGCGGCGAUGCGGCACCACCAGAGGCUGAACUGAGCUCGACACCCCGUGUCAAGGCGGAACCUGGAGUUGCUCAACAUCGUACCGCAUCUGCUACCCAUUCUCUGCAGAAUGGGUCAGGCGUAAAGCCUGAUCCGGAUGCCGAAGGAGCUCCUACAGAAGACGCUUCUAGCGAUGUUCCACGUACUCCUAAACGAAAGCGCCAGAGACGGGGACAGGGACCAGUGUCAGCAUCGGAAACGAAUGUACCACCAGCGACCACCUUUCAAACGGGUGGCGGAGGGAUCAUCAGACAAGAUACUGCACAAGGUGUACAGGCAGAGGAACGUCAAGCUAGCACCACCCUCGAUCACGAAGAGGCUGCAGACGGAGACGAUGAGGUCCGUGUGCGAGACUUUGAAUGGCCAGAGCAUUUUCUCAAUCUCGAGCUGGUUUUCAAGGCUCUCAAUACAGUUUACGCUUUUUGUCAAUCUCGCAAACAUCUGUCCACCACUUACAACACUCUCAGAUCCAGCGUGGAAGCGCUGCUCAAGAGGAAUCUGGAAAUUUUCGACUUGGCUCAGCUGAAGUCUUUGUGUCCCGACCUUAUCUCGUUGGCGUACGUCGAUACGGACGCCUUGCUUCUACAUCAAGAAUUGACAGCUUCGACCUCGCUCAAGGGCAAGGCGGCAGAAAGAGCAGAUAUAGACAAGACGUAUGCAGAUACAGCCAGGGACAUAGAAGCGGAAGCCCGAGAGCUGCAAGCGAGUACCAGUCAACUCGCAAAUGACGCCUCGCUUGAAGGCCUCUUGCCAGCUAUUGAACUGGAGCAACCACCAACGCAGAACGCGAGCGGAAGGCCGAAGAAUAGCAGAGAAGAGGAGGAUCAGUAUGUCCUCAUGUUUGAGUUCAAUGAUGGAACGCUUUUGAAUGGUCACAAAGCUACUGGCAGAGGCGCUCGUUUUGCCAGGCAGAGAGCGGCGAGAAGCAAUGAGCCCAUGAGAGGAAAUCCGAGGUAGGUAGGCACUGUUUCGAGCCUUCAUCUUGCGGGGCUGACGCCUAUCAUCUCCGGGCGAUCUUUGCCAGGCGUCUGCCAGACAUUGAUCCUGUCAAGGCGGCCAAAGGAAUGAAGAAGCUGAUCGACAAGCGUAACUUCAAGUUUGAGCAAGCCGUCUUGGAAUUGCUUCACGCUUGCAUGGCGAAAGUAAGUGUCUUGUUGACGCAUGAGCAAGGGUAUCUGCUCGCUGAUCUGAACGUUGUUGCUUCUGUAGAACGAAGACCCCGUGCAGCUACUCAUUGCCGCUGCUGCCGAGCAUGUGCCUGUGGAUCCUAACGGCAAGUUGAGCGAUCCCUUGGGCGAGACACCGAGAAAACGGCGCUUGCGUCUUGAACACCUCAUGACCCAUCCCGAAGAGAGACCACCCAUCACCGAAGUGAUCGACGAAAUGAAGGGCCAAAAAUGGUGGAAAGAUCAGAUUGUGCCUGGCGGGCACAGGAUCAUGGAAAAGAGGGAGCCACGGCACGAGGGCCUGACCUUUGCUCUCUCUCAAGAGCUGGUCGACGCACUCUAUGCUACGAGGAAGAUUGAGGACUUCUAUUUGCAUCAAGCUGAGGCCUUGAACGCGCUAGAUGACGGCCGCAACGUCAUCGUGUCGACCAGUACUUCCUCUGGAAAGAGUCUGAUUUAUCAGAUACCUCUCAUACGUGCUUUGGAGGAGGACAGUACCUGCACCGCAAUGUACAUCUUCCCGACGAAGGCCCUUGCGCAAGACCAGCGUCGUACUCUUCAAGAGUUGCUCUUUCAGCAUGAGCUUCUCACAGACAUCUUCGUGACCACAUACGACGGGGACACGGAAAGGACGCAAAGAGCAGAGAUAAGAAAUCGUGCCAGCGUAAUCUUUACCAACCCCGAUAUGUUGCACCAGAGCAUCUUGCCAAACGAAGCUCAGUGGCGUCGGUUCUUACAGAAUCUGCGAUUCGUGGUGGUGGAUGAGCUGCACUGCUAUAAUGGGCUGUUUGGCGCUCAUGUCAGCUUUAUCAUGCGACGCCUUCGAAGAAUCUGUGCAGCGUUGGGCAACAGAAACAUCCAAUUCAUCAGCUGCAGCGCCACAGUUGCCAAUCCGGCCGAACACAUGCAGACCCUAUUUGGGAUAGAAGAUGUGGCCGUCAUAACUGAGGACGGAUCGCCUUCUGGAGCUAAAGAAUGGUUGAUCUGGAACCCACCCCUGAUAGACGAUGCUGAUCCUCAACAAGGUAGAGUGAGUGCCUAUGCCGAGGUUUCACAUAUCUUUAGACACCUCGUCGAAAGAGGCGUGAGGACGAUCAUCUUUACAAAGGUCAGAAGAACCUGCGAGAUUGUCAUGAACCAAAUCAGGAAUGACUUGCUUUUGGAAGGAAGAGGAGAUGUGGCCAAACGAGUCAUGUCAUACAGAUCUGGAUACUCGCCAGAAGAUAGGAGGAAAAUCGAAGUGGACAUGUUCAAAGGUCAACUGCUGGGCAUCGUUGCUACUAGCGCCUUGGAGCUCGGUAUAGAUAUCGGUUCCUUGGAUGCGGUCAUCAUGCUUGGCUUUCCGUACUCAAUCUCGAGUCUUAGGCAGCAAGCUGGACGAGCUGGUCGGCGACAGAAAGACAGCCUGGCUGUGCUGGUUGGAGAUCCAUUCCCAUUGGACCAACACUAUAUGCGUAACCCAGAUGAAGUUUUCAACCAACCCGACGCGGCUCUCACCGUGGAUCUAGGUAAUGACUUUGUUAGGGAGGGUCAUCUUCAAUGCGCAGCUGCAGAGUUGCCCAUCCAUCCUCACGAUGAUGCGAUUUUCUUCGGUGGGGACAUCACUGCAUUAUGCAACAACAGAUUGGAGCCCGAUCCAGACGGCGGAGGAUUCUUCCUACCGCGCUAUGAGCUCAGACCCUUCCCAGCUCGAGAGAUCGCCAUUCGAGGUGCGAGACAAGAGACGUACGUGUACGUCGACGAUACACCCGGACGAACGGGAGGUGCUAGAGUGAUGGAAGAAGUGGAAACGGACAGAGCAAUCUUUGAAGCGUUCGAAGGCGCUGUGUUCAUGCAUCAAGGACGCAGCUUCUUGUGCAGGGAGAUCAGCCACGACACGCGUGUGGCUAGGAUGGUGCAGGCCAACGUCAACUACCACACACGCCCAAGGGACCAUACGGAUACCGACGCGGUCGAGACGCAUCGUAUUCGAUCGCUCCGGGGAACUACCAGCAGAGCUUACUAUGGCCACGUUCGUAUAGAAACUCGAGUCUGGGGGUACUUCAAGGUGGAUAGAAGAGCUAAUAUUUUAGACACGGUGGAUGUGGACUGCCCUCCCUUCAAGAGGGACACCAAGGGGACCUGGAUCGAUGUGCCGCUUUGGCUCAUCAAUGCGCUCGUCAGCAAGACCAUCAACGCCGCGGCUGCAAUACACGCUGCAGAGCAUGCGAUCUUGAGGUAUGUGUCGCUCCCCUCAUCGGCUCGCAAUGGCCUUUGAAACUGACGCGACUCCUUACGCUUGCUUUUUCGUUCAGUCUAACGCCGAUGUUUGUUGUCACGAUGGCCGGCGACGUCAGGACGGAGUGCAAAGUGGCGGAAAGAGAAUAUGCGCGCAAAGCUACGACGCGCAAGAGACCUGCCAGGCUCAUCUUCUACGACACGCCCGGCCAGAAUAGUGGCGUAUGUGCUAAGGCGUUUGAGCAUCUUGACGGACUGAUACGUAUCGCGAUCUGUGAGUUUCGGGCAUGCGUAAGGCUUCGCAUACACACAUAGACGUUGCUCGCUUGCUAACUGGCUUCGAACGAUAAAUGGACAGCGGUGAUCGAAUCGUGCGAGUGUCUGCAGGGCUGCCCGCAAUGCAUCACCUGGCAAGGAUGCGCCCAUGCCAACGUCGUCACUUCGAAAGUCGGCGCUCUAGCGGUCCUACGAGGAUUGGUAGGCCUAGAACCGUUCGAUGCGGACUUGCCGCAGCAGAACGAGCCAGGACAUGCGGAGGGCAGAUUGGACUCGGUAGACUCUUCGGGCCACACUAUUUGUCAGGCUACUCCUGUUCGAGCCAAUCCAGAUGUGCUCGUGGAGGAUCUGGAAGAGGUGUUGCCCCCGGAAAUUGAAGUUACCAUUCAUAGCGUCAAGCAGGAAAUCAGACAGGAGAGGAGAAAUGAUAGAGAGGACAUCGGAGAUUCUACUACUUUUGAAGAGGACCACUCUGCCUCGUAG
Messenger RNA from Ceraceosorus bombacis, 4580 nucleotides. Lineage: Eukaryota; Fungi; Basidiomycota; Exobasidiomycetes; Ceraceosorales; Ceraceosoraceae. The record is from the annotation of a GenBank genome assembly.